CUCAGCAUGGCAAAGGGCAAGACUGCAAACCCCGCAGAUGCAUUCAGAAAGGCACAGCGGAAGAAGGAGUUGAAGAAGAACAAGGCGGACCGUGCCAAGACACGAGAUUUCGCGCUUGUGAAGAAGGAUACGCGAGACCUUGAGGAUGAGGUACAGAAGCUGGAGUCUGCAGCGGAACCGUCUGCUGCCGACAAGUCGCGUCUGGCCGAAUUGAAAGCUGAGCUCGAGAAGAUCAAUAAGAAGAAGGAAGAGUAUGUCAAUGAGCAUCCUGAACAGCGGAAGCUCGUCUACAAGUCUCGCCGUACGAAUGAGGCCCGUGAAGAGACCAAGGAGGAAAGCACGAAGCCCAAAACGCGCAACUUGUUCAGGAAGAACGGUCUUCCCCGUCAUCCCGAGAGGAGUAUCUACUAUGAUCCCGUCUACAAUCCGUAUGGCGUACCGCCACCUGGUAUGCCAUAUGUAGAGCGAGCGCUCCUUCCCAACGAAGUAGACAGCGAAGCCGAACCGGAGUCUGAUGAUGACAUUGUCAUGCCCGAAGGGCCGCCUCCAGAAGAAGAGGAAUCUGACGACGACGACGAUGACAUCCCUAUGCCUGAAGGUCCCCCUCCCCCCAAGCCAGGUCAACAAGUUAUCGCCUCACCACCAUUGCCUCCCCCUCCCCCUGGAGCAUACCCACCUCCACCGAACGAUGUCUAUGUUCCUCCGCCACCUCCCGGAUUCGCAGGCGGACCUCCGCUUCCUAGCCAUCCACUUCCCUUGCCGCCACCUCCCCCUCCAGUUUUUCCUGUGAUGGCCCCGCCAGCCGGUGGUUUCGCCCCACCACCUCCACCACCACCGGGCUUCUCACUCAUGUCGCCGCCUCCUCCACCUCCGCCUGGCUUCCCUAUGAUGUCAGGCGCGCCUCCUGGCAUGCCUCCCCCGCCUCCGCCUGGCUUCCCGGCAGCGUUCCCGCCAUUCUCUCCAAUGAUGCAAAUGCAACCACCUAUGCCCCCGCCCCCGCCGGGCUUCUAUCCCCGGCGCGGCCCAAACUCUGGCCCGAUCCAGGACCCGCUCUCCGCCGUCCCGCACCAAACUUAUCAAGCGCACCGCGCAUCUCGUGCAGCCGGCGGCUCCGCGCCCAAGGCCGUUUCAGGCGGCGUCCGUUUGGGCGCGCCAGCCCCGUCGUCGGGUCCCUCAGCUUCUGCGGUCAUCUCAGCGGAACCAGAGCUGAGGGACUUCAAAAAGGAAGCCACCGCAUUCGUCCCGACCACCUUAAAGCGGAAGAAAGCGGGGGUCGGCGCAUCGAAGGUCAACGCUGCACCGACAGUCGAUCCUUCGGAAGACCAGGGCGAAGAUGCAGAGCCCGCGCCGGCUGCACGGCCUGAUUUGCUCAGCACCCUACAGGAUAAGUUUGGGGCACCGCCUCCGAAGAAGGCGAAGACUGAGGCAAACACUGUGAAGGCGGCGCCUGUGAAGCCGAAGGACGAUUACGAUAAGUUCUUGGAGGAAAUGGGUGACAUCCUGGCGAAACCUCCUAGUUGAACGAUUGCUGUAUUUUAGCGUUGUGCUGUAUAAUGAGGGCAAACUAUACGCAAUACUACCCUAGUUUUAUGAACCGAUAAUUCCA
Messenger RNA from Trametes versicolor FP-101664 SS1, 1606 nucleotides. RefSeq lists its product as uncharacterized. The record is from RefSeq and is a predicted model, not a curated record. The transcript has 8 exons. NCBI's taxonomy places the organism in Eukaryota, Fungi, Basidiomycota, Agaricomycetes, Polyporales, Polyporaceae. Gene Ontology annotation, biological process: RNA processing. The coding region runs from base 7 to 1521 and encodes 504 amino acids.